Angiostrongylus costaricensis is the source of this 345-nucleotide messenger RNA. The record is from the annotation of a GenBank genome assembly. NCBI's taxonomy places the organism in Eukaryota, Metazoa, Nematoda, Chromadorea, Rhabditida, Metastrongylidae.
AUGUACCAUGCAUUUGACUUCACUAGGCAUCGUUGGAGGUGUUUGAAUGCAUAUCUCGCUCUUACAAUGCCUCAUGGUGGCCUACCGACGUAUCGAGCCAGUGCCGCUAUUCUCCCAGACAGACCAACGAGCAUCAUCCAUUGUGUUAGAGUGUCUGGUAGAAAUGGUGCGGUUUUGAUGGCAAAGAUCAACGUUGAUCAAGCUGGCGAACUAGCAAUGGAUUAUGGUGUGACAGCAGUACCAACUGUGAUGUCGUUCAAGAACGGGGAGCGUAUAGGGAUGUUCACUGGAGUCAUAAGUGAUGAUGAGAUUGACGAUUUUCUCGACGACGCAGUCAAUCACUAA